AGGGUUUAUUCUGGGCGGUCCCUCUCUCUCUCAGCAGCAGGGGAUUCUGUGUUAACUGAGGCUAAAUAAACACAGAUGAACUGUCGAGCACAUUCACAGAAAUGUCCUGGCAGUGUCCGCCUGACUGCACAAGAGUCUGGACAGCGCAGGAGCGGCGCGUCCCUCGCAAACGCACGCUGACAUGAGCUCUGAGCAGAAGAAGAAGGCAUGCUCAGAACAGAGCUGACGCUGGACCUUCAGCGAUGAAGAACCCUCAUCUGCACGAGAUCCUGUCCUCGGGAGACAAGAGACUCAGGCGCAGAGCGAGGGAGCCGGUGAUGCGCGGCAGCGACGAGCGCCUGCCUUACUUUACACUGUGCAAACACGCGCGCCUCGCGGCAGAGACAGAGACGCGCGGCUCGAGUGCCGCGGUGGACCUGAGGAUCAACACCGUGCCUGACUCCAGACUCAGAGAGAAGCCUGUCAGCCGCAGAAGCGCCCCGGCGCAGGAGCGAGCGUCGCCUCAGCGCGCCGCCUCUCAGGCGCCUGGCGAGAGCGCGGAAUCGGAAUGGCCUCGGGAACGCGCCGGGGAGCCUACUAUCAAAGCCAUCCAGCAGACGCGCCGACUGCUCGCGAACGCGCGCGAGAGGACGCGCGUGCACACCAUCAGCGCAGCCUUCGAGGCGCUGCGAAAACAGGUGCCCUGCUACUCGUACGGCCAGAAGCUCUCCAAGCUGGCUAUAUUAAGAAUCGCUUGCAACUACAUUCUGUCGCUGGCCCAGCUGGCAGACCUGGACUACUCUCCGGACCAGCACCAGCUGAGCUUCAGGGAGUGUGUGGAGCAGUGCACCCGGACGCUGCAGGCCGAGGGAUGCUCCAAGAAGAGGAAGGAAUAAAAUGAAGAAAGUGAAGGUGGAGAAAGAAGGACCUCAGUCCACCAACAUGAAGACACUCUCCCCGUGGGGGAAAAGCCUUGAUGAAAGUGUAAAGUGAUUUUACACUGCACUAUUGACUUUACCACAGCGAACCCAGUCGAAAACUAAACCACUCCAGGCUCUGAAUUAUAUGCUGUUCUGCAACUUUUUGCACAGCAGAAACACAGAUGAAGUGAAAUCAGUUCACUUUCCAUUGUUGCAGCAGACUGGUUAUUUAUUUUAGUUUGUUUUGCAGUGUUCUUAUACAGUUUAAAAAAUCAAACGCAACUACAAGUUCACGUACAAAUUCUGCCAAAAAUGUCCUGCCAUGUGCAAGAAAGUGCACUUUUUUUGUAAUCCAUAUAAAUGUUAUUCCUUAUUUCAUGAAAUACAUCAUAAAAGAUCAUAUAAAUGAAAAUGCAUGUAAUAAAUUCACCACUCAUCUCUCGUCUUCCAUUGGGUUUGUAUUAACAGUCGCUCUCGUUCUUACACAGGAGUCUGUGUGGCUCUGUCAGCCAGUAGCUGACUGUAUUUUAUAACUGUAUUUACUGUUAAAAUACUUUGUUGUAAUUAAACGUAGUCCAAGAAUGUA
Molecule: messenger RNA, 1485 nt
Organism: Cyprinus carpio (common carp)
Lineage: Eukaryota; Metazoa; Chordata; Actinopteri; Cypriniformes; Cyprinidae
Gene: atoh8
Product: atonal bHLH transcription factor 8
Molecular function (GO): DNA-binding transcription factor activity; protein dimerization activity
Source: RefSeq, a predicted model, not a curated record